Didymodactylos carnosus is the source of this 1982-nucleotide messenger RNA. NCBI's taxonomy places the organism in Eukaryota, Metazoa, Rotifera, Eurotatoria, Philodinida, Philodinidae. The record is from the annotation of a GenBank genome assembly.
AUGUCACGCAAAAGUUCAAGAAAACAAGUGGCUCAAGUGGGGGAAGAAUCGAUUGAUAUCGAGGAGAUUAUUAAACAAGUAUUGCAAUCUGAAGAAAUGUUAAAUGGUAUAUCAAAAAUUGUUCGUGAAGCCAUCAAACCAUUGGAAAAAAGAUUAGUGUCCCUUGAAAAACAGGUCGGCGAACUUCAGGCUUCAUUAGAUGAUUUAGCUGCUUAUAAUCGGCUUACAAAUCUACGUAUCUAUGGUGUUAAAGAAGAACCUAAGGAAAAUACGGAUCAGAUUGUUAUCGGGAUAUGUGCAUCGAUCGGUGUUACUAUAUCUGACGAACACAUUAGUGUUAGUCAUCGUAUCGGCCGUAAUAUGAAUGGCAAAAGAAGUCGUGCUAUUAUCGUGCCUUAUAUUUCAUCAACAAAACCUAUAAUAAUUGCUGUAACAGAAACUUGGUUGAGUGCUUCACACCCAGACAAUGUUUUUGAUGUACCCGGCUAUGAAGCUCAUCGUAGAGAUAGAUUGACGAGGGGAGGUGGUGUCAUGUUAUACGCCAGAAAAGAUGUCAAAGUAAAACGCUUGUUCGACUUAGAAGAUAUUGAAUUUGAAACAUGCUAUUUUAACAUUAGUCUACCAUCAUUGCAGAGUUUUAUUUUGGGUGUUUGUUAUAGAUCACAUGAAUUUUCGCCCAUGCCUCAGUUUGUUGAUCAUAUGAGUGACUUUAAUGGGCAUUCUGCCCAAUGGUGUCCGACAAAACCGUCAACUUUGGACGGUAACUGUCUUUAUGAUUUUGCUCUAAAGGAGGGUCUUUCACAGCUGGUGACGAAAAAGUUGCCAAUAACACGUUGCUCAAUAAGUGGAUCACUAUUUCGUCUCGUGAUCAGCCGUGGUUCACUGACAAAUUGNCGGUAUAAACAGUACUCAAAAUCAAAAAAGUUAACAGAUCUCCAUGCAUAUGAAGUGAGUGCGAAGAUUGUAACAGAUUUGUUCAAUGAAUCACUGAUCAACAAAGUAUUCCCUGACUGCUGGAAACUAGGACAAGUUUUACCUCUGUUUAAGGCUGAUGAUCCCCAAAUAUGUUCUAACUACAGACCAAUUACAUUAUUACCGGCGUUCAAAGCCUUCGAUAGAGUAUCCCAUGCAGGUUUAUUGAUGAAAUUACGUAAUAAAGGUAUAUCUGAUUCUAUGGUGGACUGGUUUGAAAGUUAUUUAACUAACAGAAGUAUUGUUACGGUUGUUGACGGGGCAACCUCUGAUCCUCUUAAGGUGACUUGUGGGGUCCCUCAGGGAUCAGUGUUGGGACCACUCUUAUUUUUGUUAUAUAUAGAUGAUCUGCCACUUGCUCUGAGCUCAUCAUGCAAAAUGUUUGCAGAUGAUGUAUCACUGUAUACUAAGGUAAAUAAUAAUAUCGUACUAGCUGCUGUUAAACUGAACGAUGAUUUAAAGAAGGUGUGUGAAUGGUCCAAGAGAUGGUGCCUUCCUUUGAAUGUAAAGAAAUGUACUUGCAUGCUGUUCACGAGUGUUAUUAAGACUCCUUAUCCGCCUUUACUUAUUGAUAACUCUAUAUUACCGUAUGUUCAAAAACAUGUUCAUUUAGGAUUGACACUGACGCCUUCUCUACAAUGGAAGACACAUAUUCUUGAUAUCUCCAAGAAACUUUCACGCACAGUGGGCUCGAUGAAGUACUUGAGUCGAAGGAUUUCUCGUGAGACGCUAAACUCUAUCUAUCAUGCCUAUGUGCUUAGUGUCAUUAAUUAUGCUCUAGUUAUUUAUGGAGGAACGGUAGACAGUAACCUGAAUAUGCUAUCCCAAAUUCAGUAUCAGGCUGCGCUCGCAGUGUCAGGUUGCAUGCGUGGUACAUCGCAGCAGAAAAUUCUGCAAGACUUAGGUUGGUUGUCAGUAACGCAGUUGGUUUACGUGAGAAGAUUGUGCCUCUUCUACAAAAUUAUGCAUGGCAAAACGUCUCCAUAUCUACGUGAGCUCGUGCCAAAGUA